GUUCGUCAUAUGACGGACGAAAGCUUAGCAACUUUUCACCGGAAUCGAAGGAGAUUGCCUCGGAAACAUGAAUCUUCCAGUAAAGCCAAUCGACAGCUGGUAAAGAGGAAUUCGCCGUCGUCUUCUGGUGGAACCGCCCUUCGAAUCUCUUCACCCAACACUUCCACUCAAAAUGAAAUAAAGCCAAUCGACAGCUGGUCAAGAGGAAUUCGCCGUCGUCUUCUGGUGGAACCGACAAAUCUUCCAGUAAAGCCAAUCGACAGCUGGUCAAGAGGAAUUCGCCGUCGUCUUCUGGUGGAACCGACCUCCGAAUCUCUUCACCCAACACUUCCACUCGAAAUGGAAGUAAUCCCAACAAUGUUGAUCUUUUGUCUCUCCAAUGCCAGUAAAGCCAAUCGACAGCUGGUCAAGAGGAAUUCGCCGUCGUCUUCUGGUGGAACCGACCUUCGAAUCCUCGCGUCAGCAUGA
Protopolystoma xenopodis is the source of this 468-nucleotide messenger RNA. The record is from the annotation of a GenBank genome assembly. Lineage: Eukaryota; Metazoa; Platyhelminthes; Monogenea; Polystomatidea; Polystomatidae.